GAUCCUGCCGUCAUGCAUUGACUUUGUCUCACGGUCAUCAGGCCAGUCCCACGCAUAGACUUUCCACUCUGACCGAGGUCAGCUGGGACCGAAACCACUGGGAACACGCGCGGUCGGAGUUGUCGCGGGUUCCCACACAGCCUUUUGCUCCCAACCCCCGUCAGGCCCCUUCCCUCCCCUUGUCGCUCCCAGCUCAUGAUCCACAACUGAACCCUCCACCUUACCCUACCACACCGCUCGUAAUCGCCUUCCGAAAAAAAAAAUAUGCCGGGAACACAUCUCCUCCCGCCCAACUUGCUCAAGCUCUUCCAGCCGCGCCCACCUUUGCCCUACGCGCGGCCCGUCGACAGGGACAUCGACCGCGUCCGGUCGAAGCACGUGGACGGCGUCGCCGCGCUGCUUUCGCGGCUGCAGGAGGAGUCGCUCAACGCCCAGAACGAGGGGAAGGACUUGGAGGAGGGCGAGGAGCCCACGUUCACGCACGCGGAGGAGGUGAAGCGCCAGAUCUUGAGGGAGGAGAAGAAGAAGGCGAAGACGGACGAGUUCAAGGCUGCGAAAGAGUCUUACAAACCCCAGGAAGACCCGGAGGCGGUGGGAGACCCGUACAAAACGCUGUUUAUCGCCCGUUUGCAUAAAUCCGCGACGGAGAGCGACCUGCGACGAGAAUUCGAGAGCUACGGCACGAUCGAGCGGGUAAGGAUAGUCCGCGAUAAGAACGGCCGCUCACGGGGCUACGCGUUCAUCGUCUACGAGCGCGAGCGCGACAUGAAAGGUUAACCUUCCUCUUCCCCUGCACGCGAGGGUAAGGCCGCUGACCCCAAAGGGACUAUGUGUAUUCCAAAUCCUUUUGGUAUGCAUGUUUUCUUCUUUCUGUUUUUUUUUCCUUCUGCUUGUAGCGGCCUACAAGGACUCGGACGGGCUGCACAUCAUGGGCAAGCGGAUCAUGGUCGACGUCGAACGCGGGCGCACCGUGCGCGGCUGGAAGCCUCGACGACUCGGAGGCGGACUCGGAGGCCGGCCGAAACCGGUGGAGGCGGCGCCGGCGCCCUUCGCGGCACCGGGAGGACGGGGAGGGUUCAGGGGAGGUAUGGGCGGAGGUCGGGGAGGCUUCCGUGGAGGCGGAGGGGGCGGGUUCCGGGGCGGGUUCGGCGGCGGCGGGGACCGGUUCGGCGACAGGGGCGGAGGAGGAGGAGGGUUCGGAGGCGACCGCGGUGGGUUCCGUGGAGGUCGCGGUGGAGGAGGAGGAUUCGGCGGCGGGCCCGGACGAGACGACUUUGGCGGCGGCGGAGGAGGAGGAGGCAGAGGAGGGUUUGGCGGAGGCGGAGGCGGAUUCCGAGGAGGUCGCGGCGGCGGCAUCGGCUAUCAAGGCGGCGGGUUCAACGACCGCGGACCCUCGAACGGGUUCCAAUCAAACGGGCCGCCGCCUGGCUACGGAGCGCCUGUCAAUCAGGGGCCGCCAGGGCCGGCAGGGUAUGGAGGAGGGCCUCCUGGAGGCCCAGGUGGGUAUGGUCCGCCCGGAGGAGGAUAUGGCGGCGGCCGCGACGGAUACGGAGGCGGACCGCCCGAUCUCAAGAGGGGGCCCGGCGGGUUCGACGACCGAGACGCCAAGCGGCCGAGAUACUAGGGGAGACGCUUUCGACGUGAUUAUUCCUGCGCAAGAGGGUGGAUCUGGUGGGUCACGCGCGACGCUGACUUGACGUACGCAGCGUUGCGUGUCCUGGACGGGCUCUCUCACUCAGCGCGUAUGCGGCCGCGCAGGCACGUUUUGUACGCAAGAAAACGGGGACGGGUCAAGGUUUUUUUUUUU
This is a messenger RNA of Punctularia strigosozonata HHB-11173 SS5, 1807 nucleotides long. RefSeq lists its product as uncharacterized. Gene Ontology annotation, molecular function: U1 snRNA binding; mRNA binding. The record is from RefSeq and is a predicted model, not a curated record. Gene Ontology annotation, cellular component: U1 snRNP; U2-type prespliceosome; precatalytic spliceosome. Bases 265 to 777 code for a protein of 170 amino acids. Gene Ontology annotation, biological process: mRNA splicing, via spliceosome. NCBI's taxonomy places the organism in Eukaryota, Fungi, Basidiomycota, Agaricomycetes, Corticiales, Punctulariaceae. The transcript is spliced from 4 exons.